UUUUUUCAAAACAGAUAAAGUAGGCAUACAAAAAAAAAACAACCUCUAAACCAAAUACAGACAGGUGCAUGACUGCCAGAGUAUCAGUCAUGUUGCAAAGUCAGUUUGACUCGGAGUAAAGACAUAGCAGCAAGAGUUACAAUUCAAACAACCAAGUCUAAUCUAGCAUAACAACAAUGGUUACCACACCCUCAGGAAGUAGUUUUGUGCAUUCCCUUUAUCAAAACCAAUAUGUUCCAUCUUGGCAAUAGAAAGGCAGUGAGUUUGGUUUUGGAGUUAUGCAGUAUGUAUAGGACCUUAAAUUGAAUUAAUCUGUAUCUAGAACUAAUACAGCAACUCUGUAUUCUGGACAAGCCCUCCUCCCACAGUUCGUCUGACACAGGGGCUGAAAGUGAAGUGAUGACCAACUAGUUUGUAGGGAAGCUGCUCUCUCCCAGUGCUACUGAAAAGAGUGGCACUGGGAGAUAUUCAAUUUUGAAUCAGAGUGGGGAGAUAUCAGGCUGGUCGCUAUCAGGAAUGCCCCACCGCCAGAAAGUGAGAGCUGUCGCAUUCGCAGCCCACUAAUAGUGCUUAAAUACUGGAAGGCUGAGGCCUCCCCUACUCACACGCUUCUCCAAAUGGGCUUUGGAAAUACGGGGGUUUAUCUGCCCCAGACAAAUGAAAGGAUAAUUGAAUCCAGUCCUGAGCUUAGCCCUUAACUUGUCUACCAUUGCCAUCACAUUACACUUGUGGAUCUACUUAAGUUCAGUGGUAAAUUUAUAUUUGUUAUAACAGAGCUCAUAGCUAUUGUAGAAGUAUUUGGGGUGUUUUAACAUUAUAAUACAGAGGAAAAACAUCUUGUUUUACAUUCAAUUACAUUUCUAUUCGUUCAAUAAUGAUAUUUAACUAAAGCCCCCGUUCACUCAUCCCUGUUUUACUUGCCAGUCCAAUACACUAAUUUGCAUACGUUAACUGAAUGUUUUUUAGUAUGAUGAAGAAGAGAACGGCACACAAUGUUCUCUGACCUGUGACAGGCCUUGAAAGUAAAACCUCAAAGAAGUUUCAUAGCUCAGGAAAUGGAGAUAGUGACUAUAUUAAUCUUACCCUCUACUGAUCGCGAACAAGAUAAGCGAUGCAGCACCAUUUCAAACGGAUGUUUUCAAUGAACACCUUGAAACAUGAGAUGCAGAGUGCUCUGGAAUCAGAGAACACUUAACAAUGUUUUUCCAAUGAAUUAAAAUGGACGACAGAACCUUCCUUUUUAAAAUGGAAUAGACUUUGAUUGAAAAGCACCAAGAAUGGAGGACUGAAAGUUUAAGCACUGUGAAAAACCCUUACAAUGAAAACGAGGGGCUACUGUUAGAUCACACAGACUUAGCACAUACACAGUAAGGCUAAUAAUCUCAUGACUUGACAAAACUAGGAUAAUGUUUCCUUUGGGACUGUGUGACCUCAGAGAGACCUCGGCCCAGUAGCUCCUGAAGCCCAGCAGGGAUAUUUGUGUUAGUGGCUAGUUUGCUACAUUCUACAAGCUCCCAUAGACUUUUCAGUUUAAUAAAACAUAAAUAAUCAUUCUGUUAAAUGCAACAAUCAUAAAGACACAAGCACAACAACUGUCACCAACAUGCAUCAGUCCAAAAAGGCUUCCUUGUGUCACAGUUACUACUGACAGGGCUGUGCUUUGUGCUACCAUUAGCUGCUGAACAAGCCCAUUUCUACUGUAACAGCUCUGUUUUUUGGCUCAAGGGCUGUGUGCUUUGUGCUUCUGGAUCAGCAGCUGAACACCAGUCGUUCACUAGUUCUGUGGCAGGGGAUGGUGCGUGUGCUUUAUGCUUCUGAGUUAGCGAAAUGCUGAACAACAGGCUCAAGGGCUGUGUACAGUCAUCGCUACCCAUAUCCAGCAUUACCUCAUGUCUCACAUUUAAGAAGUCCUAACAUGGUCAUCUUGAGUGUGAACACUGAACAAGGCUAUCGCUUGUACUCGCCGCAGUCACAUUUGUCUUCCACUUUUCUGUGACAAGCUCACUAAUAGCUUUAGCAAUAUAUCUGCCAGUCACACACAAUGACUGUCAAACAGGCAGGCAGGUGUGUUCAUAGCCAGCAGGUUCAAAUCCAUUCAUAUAAGUUGAAUGAGAUGAUUCAAUGUGCUUAUCAAAAGCUCUUCAACAGCCACGUGUACAUGAUUUUUAUUUUAUUCGUCAGAGCCUUUGAUUUAUUGAUUGUUGUUGGGACGUUAAGAGAUUUUUAAUAACACAAUUGCUUCAAGAAUAACUUACCAACCACAGAUUUAGUUAAACACUGUCAACAGAAUUUUAUGAAUAGUGCUAUGAAAAUCAAAUUUGUAUUAUGCUCUGGAGUUGAUAGAGAUGUGGAGGUGUUUAAACCCACAUCAUUUACAUGAAUUGAUCACAUGCACUGAUGACUGAAAACACUUCCUUUUCUGCCUCAUGCUUAGAAGCAUAUAAGAACUGAUGUUGUCAGUGAGGUGCGCCACAGCUCUUCAGUAGUUCGGCUGGAGCGCAACCUCACCAUGUUCAGCCACUGUGAACUGGUGCUACUGAUACUUGCGCUGACUCUUGAUCGCCAAGUUCACACGGGGGAAAUCAUCGGAGGCAAAGAGGCUGUGCCGCAUAGCAGGCCAUACAUGGUGAUUCUGGAGAGGAAAAUGGGGAAAGACACAAAAACGUGUGACGGCUUCCUUCUGAAUGAGGAGUUUGUGUUGACUGCAGCCCAUUGCAAGGCCGAGUCCUACAAAGUCUUGCUGGGAGUUCACAAUUACCAUAACCAAAGUGGGGUACAGCAUGUGUCUGUGGAACAAGCAUUUCCACAUGAAAACUACAGUCAACUAGCUUACCUCAAUGACAUAAUGCUUCUUAAGUUGAGCUCCAAGGCGAAGUUCAACAAAAAUGUGAAAGGCAUUGCUCUCGCAGAUGAAGGUGACUCUCUGCCAAAAUCAUGUCUAGUCACUGGCUGGGGAAAAACUUCUGACGACAAUGAAUAUGGGUCUGAUGUUCUCAUGGAAGUCAAUGUAACACUCUACGAAGAUAAGCAGUGUGCUGAGAGUAACUGGUACUGCUCUGAGGGAAUAAAUGGACCGGACAGAGGAGACUCUGGUGGUCCACUGGUCUGCGAGGAUGGAAAGGCAUACGGAGUGGUGUCCUUCAAGUCCAAAUCACAAGAAAGAGAUGACCAGCCUAUCUAUGUCUUCACAAAGAUUCCUGACUACAGAAGCUGGAUCAAUUCAACGAUUGAACAUCAUGGGAAAAAAGUAACGACUGACUGAUCAAAUCACAAUUUAUGAAUCUGAAUUUGUGUCGCAUACGACUGAAGCUUAACUGUGAAUCCCAGCAAUUACACUGUCAGACCAAAGUUGGGACUUCAAAGACGUCACAAAGAUAAAAAGAUUUGUUUUAUUUGGGAAGUUAAAAAAAUUGAAAAUACAAAUGUGAUUUGCUUUUAAUUAGAACCGAGACCUAUUUUGACUUUUAAUGGUAUAGCUGAUUUAAUUCUGCUACUAAAACUUUGUCAAUAAAAAACUUUAUAUUACAAAUAGGCUUAUAUAGUAUGGCUAGAAAUCAGACGAAUCAGAAAUGGAGAUUUGAUGCUGUUUAUUAGGUUCGAUAUAUGUUUAACUAGAUGCUUUCUGUCCUCCUGCUCUUAAAUCCAACAUUACUUUACACUUUGUGUAUCUUCUUCUUGACUUGACAAAAUGAGAACACAGGAUCCUCUAAGUUUGUAUCGUGGCAUCUUUGUUAAAUGAUAAACUGCUGCUUGUCUCGCCAUGUUCUCUCAGUGCCUCUGUUCAUUCCUGUUUGAGCAUGAAUUAAAAUCACACACAAAAGACAACACUGCCUCCUUGUGAUGAAACUGUAUUGAUACAGGUUCACUUUUCACUUCUUGAAACUUUCAUCUGCCUUUUUAUAAGCUCCAAACUUGAAAGCAAUGAUAAGUAUUAUCACGUGUGUGGAGGAGAGACAGGGGAAUUCAAACUGAUUACUCUGACUACAUGGGAAUAUAAAAACCCUUUUUCUUUAACAGUUCUCUAGGUUGCAACCCCAUAUUAUACCUCAAUCAACACUGAUGGUAUUACAUUAAUUUGUACCCAUUUUUUUGCAUCCAUAGGUAACAGUGAUGCACCUUAGUCUUUUGGUUGGGUACAUUACAACACUUUUGUUAACACGAUAUCUCAAAUAAUAUAAUAAUGGUUUUAAGUAGCUUUGAGCUUUUGGUGUAUUAAUGUUCACAUCAGGAAGAAGCCUUUUACAUUUUGUUACUUUGACUUUUGCGCCACCGUCAGGCCAUUUCCAUUACUUACAUGAUUUUAAUUAUGGCUGUAUUAUU
This is a messenger RNA of Acanthopagrus latus (yellowfin seabream), 4320 nucleotides long. RefSeq names its product granzyme B(G,H)-like. The record is from RefSeq and is a predicted model, not a curated record. The transcript has 5 exons. Gene Ontology annotation, molecular function: serine-type endopeptidase activity. Lineage: Eukaryota; Metazoa; Chordata; Actinopteri; Spariformes; Sparidae. Bases 2510 to 3262 code for a protein of 250 amino acids. Gene Ontology annotation, biological process: proteolysis.